Acanthoscelides obtectus is the source of this 234-nucleotide messenger RNA. Lineage: Eukaryota; Metazoa; Arthropoda; Insecta; Coleoptera; Chrysomelidae. The record is from the annotation of a GenBank genome assembly.
AUGACCGAUCUCUGUUGGGGACCGUGCCAGUCUCCUCCGGUGGCGACAUCUGUUGAGCAGCGUGCCAGUGACUCGCCUUCUAGAUCGACGCGAAGUGACUUCGACGAUUCUGGAAGGCCGCUAUGUGGCUCACCGGACUCUUCUCGAGCUAACGAUGCGGAGUAUAUAACUCGACGGCCGGGAGACGGAGUCUUUCUUAAGAAGUUUGAAAGAGUGCGAUCUGCGACAAUCUAA